Messenger RNA from Pichia membranifaciens NRRL Y-2026, 1893 nucleotides. RefSeq lists its product as hypothetical. Gene Ontology annotation, cellular component: cytosol. The coding region runs from base 1 to 1893 and encodes 630 amino acids. The record is from RefSeq and is a predicted model, not a curated record. The transcript has 2 exons. Gene Ontology annotation, molecular function: flavin adenine dinucleotide binding. Gene Ontology annotation, biological process: tRNA methylation; tRNA wobble uridine modification. NCBI's taxonomy places the organism in Eukaryota, Fungi, Ascomycota, Pichiomycetes, Pichiales, Pichiaceae.
AUGCACUAUGACGCAGAAGUCGCUUCCAAAUUAUCGAAGUGCACAUACCAUCCCGUUGUUGUAGUCGGUGGUGGCCAUGCCGGAAUCGAAGCCGCCACUGGCUCUGCCCGUACCGGUGUACAAACCACUUUGGUCACUCCUAGCUGGGAAAACGUUGGUACAUUGCUUAAGGAAAUCGAUGCCCUCGAUGGGGUAUGUCCGAGAAUUGUUGAUGAGGCCGGGAUCCAAUUCAAGAUAUUGAACAGGUCCAGGGGGGCAGCCGUGUGGGGGUAUCGUGCACAGAUAGAUAGAGAUCUCUACCUGUCUGAGAUGCAGAAAUACAUCAGAGGUUAUGAGAACCUGAAUAUUGUGGAAAAUAAAAUUGAGGAUUUGGUGAUUGAUUUCAAGGACGCAGAUCAGUUGGGACGACCACGUGGGGUGGUGAAAGGAGUAGUGUUGAUGGAUGGGACGAUGAUGAAGUGUGACAAAGUUGUCAUCACUACGGGGACAUUUUUAGGAGGAGAGAUACAUGUUGGAUUGAAGUGCUGGCCAGCAGGCCGAAUAGAUGAGAUCUCCAGUUUGGGGCUAAGCAAGACGUUCAAGAAGAUUGGAUUUAUGAUGGGAAGGUUGAAGACAGGUACGCCACCUAGAAUUAGUGGAAAGAGUAUAAAUUACGAUCUUGUUUCAAAGGAGUACGGAGAUGAUCCGCCUGAACCGAUGAGUUUUCUCAACGAGAGGCCGAAGAUCAAGGACCAAAUACUGUGUUACGGAACGUACACUACAGAAAAAGUGAAGAGCCUCGUGUUGGACAAUUUAGAGAAGACUUUCCACAUCAGAGAGACAGUGAAAGGACCUAGGUAUUGUCCCUCAUUGGAAUCGAAGAUGCUCAGGUUUGGCGAUAAGCCGAGGCAUAGAGUCUGGCUUGAACCGGAAAGUCUAAACCAAGAAGAAAAUGAUAUUGUGUACCCGAACGGUAUUUCAAUGACGAUGCCGGAGGAUAUUCAAUAUGAGAUUUUAAAGAAUAUCAUUGGUCUUGAAAAUGUGAAGAUGCUGAAGCCUGCAUAUGGUGUGGAGUAUGACUACAUCGAUCCUAGGGAGUUGCACCGGACGUUAGAGACGAAGCUCAUUUCGGGCUUGUAUUUAGCCGGCCAGAUCAACGGUACCACAGGAUAUGAAGAAGCAGCCUCUCAAGGUAUAAUUGCUGGCAUCAACGCGGGUUUGCAUCAGAAGGAUAAUGGUAAAGAGCUUGUUCUUGACAGGUCCGACGGUUACAUUGGCGUCUUGAUCGAUGACUUGAUCACCAAAGGUGUGGAGGAGCCAUAUAGAAUGUUCACUUCCAGGUCUGAGUUCCGGGUCAGCGUGCGUGCCGAUAAUGCCGACUUGAGGCUGACGGAGAAGGGCAGAGAGCUGGGCUGUGUUCGGGAUGAGAGGUGGGAGCUCUAUGUUAAGGACAAGGCUCUCUUCGACUACAGUGUGGAGAAGCUGAAGGACUUCAAGAUGAGCUCGCAGAAGUGGGAUGGAAGGCUUCCUGCCGUGAGUAUCGGCAAUGACUCCAAGUUGAAGUCUGCGUACGAGAUCUUGAAGUACCAGGGUUCUUCUAUCAAUGACAUCCUCGAAGUUGUCGGAGACGAGAAGCUCAACAAGGAGAUGAGUUCGCGGAUCAAGAUGAAGGUGACUGUGGAGGGCAACUACAGCGGGUACAUCAAGAAGGAGAAGGAGUACAUACGGGCCUUCAAGGCCGACGAGAACUUGAAGCUUCCUGUCGACUUCGACUACAAGAGCAUAUCGUCGUUGUCGAGCGAGGUCAUUUCCAAGCUCAACCACAACCGGCCUGAAACGAUAGGACAGGCCCGCAGAAUCCAGGGCGUCACCCCUGCCGCUAUUUUCGAGCUGUACCGUAUCAGUCGAAAGUGA